Molecule: messenger RNA, 1900 nt
Organism: Aspergillus caelatus
Lineage: Eukaryota; Fungi; Ascomycota; Eurotiomycetes; Eurotiales; Aspergillaceae
Exons: 2
Coding region: 261-1757 (498 amino acids)
Source: RefSeq, a predicted model, not a curated record
GCUGUGGUCUCUGUCAACCCUUCAUAAAUUUUUUUCUUUUUUCCCCUGCUGCCUGAAUUAAAAGAAAAAAAAAAAACAUCUUGGAAGAAAAUCAGUGGACAAUGCUUCUUCUUCCAAAUUGACCUCGAACCCUCUCUUCCCUCCCUGCGUUUCGCAUUGCUUCUCCUCACGUCCACUCUCUGCACGUGAAAAGGAAGCCUCACUAUUCUGGUCAUCAAAACCUCUUCUACAAGAACACGUCAUUUCUGGAAUCGUGCACCAUGUUGAAACUUUCCCAACUUAUAGACGCCAAAGGGCGGGAUAGUUCCGAAGCCAUGAUAGAGUCAUACCGACAACCACCGCAGUCACCGUUGACCAACACCUCGUCGACACCGGUCUCUCCCGCCGUCUCUCUCUUCUCUGCCAAAGGACAUACCCGCUUUUCGAGUUCCGUGUCCUCUUUGGUCUCCUCGCCGGGCCAUAAUAACUCGAUGGAGAUCACGUCCAGGAAUCCCUUGACAGGAGUAAAGGAAGAAUCCUGUGGAGCCCCUGCUAGGGAUCUCGAGGAGGAUUAUUUCCAACACUUCGACCAAGAUCUGUCCGAGUUUGAGGGCCAGUACUUUGCCUCAGUCGACUACUCGGACGAGUACGAUCUCACGGAUGCCGGCAUGGACAUCCCUCAUUCACCCAAAAAGAGACGCUCGGAUAGUGUCUCCGCCAAGGGUCUGUCGCGGAUCGGUUCACGCAUAUCGACCAUUUCGAACCGUUGGAAGUCUAGACAGGGCUCCGAUGGUUUCGAUGCGUUGGAUGCCUUCUCGAUGCGGUCUCGCACCAAUUCCGCAUCCUCUAUCCUUGUCGGUCCCACUAUCGUUCCCGUUAGUCGAGUCAAUUCCGUCACCGUGCCACCUUCACCCGCCAGGACAAUCUUUGAAGAGCGACUCAGUGAGUCUGGGGCUUUACCCAUUGAUAUCGCAAAAGCAAAUCGUCACAGCCAGGAUAACGAUGACGCGAGCCCUAAAGCGACCACCCCCCUGCUACCUCCAUUCAUGGGCGACCAACCAACGUAUCCAGUGACAUCCCGAGUCCACUCCCCUUUGCAAUCGCCAUCCGUGGCGGACAUGUCGGAGGAUGCCUUUGACGGUGCAGCAUCCCGGGACUCACGGUUGGCCAGCCUGCCGUCGCCGCCGCUGUCUACCAGGCCUUCCAUUUCGUCAUUCAAUCGUCCGCGCGCGAGCACGGUACGACCAGCGUCGGUGGAUGCACCUCCCUAUUUUUUAUCAGACCCGAACGAUGAGUGGGCAAACAAGCUCGGUCAUGCCAAUUUUACAAUUCACCCGGAGCCGUACGUGCCCGAGAUGUACGAUCUCGAAUCUUUUCGUCAAUUACGAGCCCAGUGGGAUUUGGCACAAUGCAACUUCACCAAGCACCUUGUCCGAACGGGCGAGCAUUACGGGAUCACAUCCACAAUCUACAAGUUGACGCAGGAGAAGUGGGAUUGUAUCAAUAGUGAAUGGAAGCACCACCACGAGAUGAUGCUUUCCCAACUAGAGGCCAUAGAAGGACACCGUCUACACCUCACCGAGUCGCAGUGCGACCCGUGCGAACAGAUCAAGCUUCCACGCCUCCAUGAUGAGAAAUUCCCCGAGUUGGGCGAUGGAGAGAUUGUCGGGCCCAUGAAGAUUAUUGCCCCGGCCACCAGCGGAUCGGGGCUCUGUCGGAGUCAGUCGUUGAAACGCAAUUUCUUCAGAUUCUUCCAGGAUCUGAUGUCACGAUCUUAGAACCCUUGGUCUGUCUAGUCCUAGGGACCAAAUUUCCUUGAUGACCAUAGAAUUACCGCGAGAGGCAUCGAUGUACAACAUCUAAUGACUUUUACGCCUCUCGAAUGAUUGAUUAAGCGUGACGAAUAAUGCCUUUCCUUUCU